AUGCUACUCAUCGUAUUAAGUGAUGGCAAGGCAAAUGUGCCGCUACCCGAUACCAGCGGCGAUGCAUGGGCGCAAACAGAACAGGCCGCGGCACAACUCGCCGACCUUGCCAUUCCUACACUGUUUCUGGAUACCGAAACAGGAAUGGUUCGGGUCGGCCGCGGCAAAGAGCUGGCUCAGCGCCUCAACGCGGACUAUCUACUGCUGGAUGACCUAAGCGCGGAUGGGUUGGUUCAUACGAUUCGCGAGGUGGUUGGUUAG
Molecule: messenger RNA, 261 nt
Organism: Seminavis robusta
Lineage: Eukaryota; Bacillariophyta; Bacillariophyceae; Naviculales; Naviculaceae
Source: the annotation of a GenBank genome assembly